Molecule: messenger RNA, 665 nt
Organism: Vigna radiata var. radiata (mung bean)
Lineage: Eukaryota; Viridiplantae; Streptophyta; Magnoliopsida; Fabales; Fabaceae
Product: protein SHI RELATED SEQUENCE 2-like
Exons: 2
Coding region: 1-510 (169 amino acids)
Biological process (GO): positive regulation of DNA-templated transcription
Cellular component (GO): nucleus
Molecular function (GO): DNA-binding transcription factor activity; DNA binding
Source: RefSeq, a predicted model, not a curated record
AUGGCGGAUUUGUUCUCAUUAGGUGGAGGGAGAGGAACUAACAACAACCAACAAGACAACACUACUAACAACAACGAGAUUCCUGUAGCUGAGACCCUAUUCUGGUAUAGCAAAACCGACGACAUUUCAUCCUACCAAGGGUUCGAGCUAUGGAACCAGCAGCAGGAGCAGCAUGUGAUGCCACCGUAUGCGCGCCCUCUCCUACCCAGUCGAGGCAUCUCCGAUGAUCACUCCUCGUCUAGAUCAACGUUUGUGGCGAUGCGCGCGGCGAAAGGUGGAAUAAGCUGCCAGGACUGCGGGAACCAAGCCAAAAAAGAUUGUCCACACAUGCGGUGCAGAACGUGCUGCAAGAGCCGCGGCUACGAGUGCCAAACCCAUGUCAAAAGCACUUGGGUUCCUGCUUCCAAAUGUCGUGAGUGUCGCAGCGGAGGUGGAGGUGGAGGCGGAGGAGACGGAAGCGGAGGUGGAGACGGAGGUGGGGAUCUUACAAUGAUGUUUUUGCAGAGAUGAAGGCUGGGUGGAAGAUGGAAGAAAGACGAAGGAGAGAGAGAGAGGGAGAAAAGGUGAAAAAGAAAAAUGAUGUGACUUUUCCUUAUACUCAUCGGCAGAUUUUUAAUAGAGUUUGUUUUGGAGGACUAAAACUAAAGUUUCUUAAAGUUGAAGGA